CUUUUCUCGCUGCUAGCGAGCUGCCAGAUUCCGGCUAGAGGGAGGGGUUGGCUGACAAAACCUGGAUCAUGUUACAUUUGCUGCAGUCCAUACACCCACUUGCUCGGAACGAAAAGGCUUGUUUUCUCUUAGCCCCUACCUGCCAAUGCUUAAUUCUGUCAUCGGGAGUGCAUUGAUCACAUUGUGCCUUUGCUGCAUACGCCACAGCUUACCCAGCUCAGGGACAUGCCGAACCGGAUUACCUAGAACGAUCGACGCUGCGCCUCCUCAGCUAAGGACUUCGUCCAAUGUUAUCUCGUCUCGAUAUUCCCUCACUCGUGCCCUGCAUAUUGAGUCAACCCUGCACGAGGAACCAAGACACUUCCAAGACUUGCAGCAGACUCCCCACGAUCCCUCAGCGUCAUAGCUCCAGGAUUACUGGGUUAAGCGUAAACAGCUUGCUUAUUGCUAUCGAGGCAGUGCAGAUGGUUACCUGCAGCUGUAUACGCUCAUGCUUCAGAAAAGGCCAAUCGUAAACGCAUUGGAGAUCAAGUUGGUGAUCUCAGCCACCGUAUUGGGACACUCCGUAGGGCCAGUCUAACAUCAUGACACCGAGGAGGGCGCACGCUAAACAGCCUCCACAUUCUUCUCGUUUAUCGACACCGGCUUUUAGGGUUUCUACGCCUCUUGAUUCAGGUUCUGUGGAGAAAAGGGAUCGAGAAAAGAGAAAAGUUACUAGUCCUGCUUUGAUGGAGGAGCUGAGCUAUGAUCUGAGGAUUGUACUUUUAUUAUGGAGGCUCUUAUACGAAAUACAUCAGCCAACCAUUAUGAGUCGCUUAAAGUGAACAGUCCAG
Fusarium redolens is the source of this 833-nucleotide messenger RNA. RefSeq lists its product as uncharacterized. The record is from RefSeq and is a predicted model, not a curated record. Bases 146 to 406 code for a protein of 86 amino acids. The transcript has a single exon. Lineage: Eukaryota; Fungi; Ascomycota; Sordariomycetes; Hypocreales; Nectriaceae.